AUGCGUAUAAUUAUGCAAGUGGUUUUAAUUAUUCUUAUCGUUUCGAUGGGAUCAGUUAAAUGCAAGAAAUCGAAACAAGUGCAAGUAAAAUUUAUCACAAUUUCGGUUAUUCCUAAUCCUAAAUAUGUGGAUUCUUGUGAAGCUGGUAUUACACCUGGAUCGAAUGGUCUAACUGGUGACUUAAAAGCCCACUUAGCAACUGAUAUAACAAAAGAUCUUAGCGUUGAAUUGCGAUUUUUUAUGAAAAACAAACAAGAAACUGAAUACAAGAAAUUUUUCACUUAUGAUUUUGAACUGUGCAAACUUAUGGAAGGAUUUAUGAGUCAAACUGUUGCAAGAUUAUGGGCGCAAAGUUUGAAAAAAUUUAGUAAUUUCCCAAUUACAUGUCCAAUUAUGCAAGGUGACUAUUACAUCAAAAAAAUGAAAAUUGAUAGAAAAAGUAUACCAAUGGUUGCCAUUAAUGGAAUUUAUAUGGUAAAAGUUUUUAUGUAUAUAAAAAAGGAGCUAGUAAGAGAUGCCGUUGCAAAUGCUACUUUGGAAGCAGAGGUGACACUUUGA
This is a messenger RNA of Episyrphus balteatus (marmalade hoverfly), 558 nucleotides long. RefSeq lists its product as uncharacterized. The coding region runs from base 1 to 558 and encodes 185 amino acids. The record is from RefSeq and is a predicted model, not a curated record. The transcript is spliced from 3 exons. Lineage: Eukaryota; Metazoa; Arthropoda; Insecta; Diptera; Syrphidae.